CCUUCUCUAACUUGGUUGCCUUUGUAGCAGGAACCGGACUCCUCUACCUACUCACGUGGUCUCUCUUUGACGUCACAACUGGCCUGGGGUGGCAGUUAUCAUCAAUCAUAAUUAUUUUUUUCUUUUCCACAUUGGGAGGCAAAUUGGCCAGUCUGGGAGGAUUGCCUUCACUAACAGGUCCCCAUGUGCUGAGACAGCAGGGAUGCUCCUAGUCGGGUUCAUCUUUGGAAACGUGAAUGGAAUAAAACUAAUUUACCAACUCGACUCUAAACUAGCCUCUGCACUACGGUGAGCACAGUUUGUCCAUUCUAGAACUCUGGCCUUCACGUUUGUGCUCACUCUCGCAGGAAUGGGACUCGACAUACAAAAAGUGAGACAAAUGGCUCUGUCUGUCCUCCUUCUUUCCGUGAGUCCUUGUCUGGUGGAGGGAACCACCGUGAUGUUGAUGACUCACUUCAUUUUUGGACUGCCCUGGCUGUGGGCAUUGAUGAUGGGGUUGUCUCCCUUCUUAUACCAGUUUUAUGGUGGCCAACGUCUCCUUGGGGGUGCUCGUCCCCGGACUUGUCGCCCUGGAAGAAGAAGGGUACGGUGGGUGGAAGGGGAUCCCCUCCUUCCUCGUGGGGACUGCCACUGUCGACAACAUAAUCGGCAUCACUCUCUUCAACGUGUUUUUCUCCACAGUGUUCUCCACUGGUGGUUCCCUAAUCCCUCAUCCUAGGAAGUACAAGUCUAGUCGUUCUGAGUGGGCCUAUCAAUGUGUUGAUUGGACUGACUGUGGGGUCUGUUUUGGCUGGAAUAAUGUGGGUUAUUCCCGACAAGACAGCAGGAAGGCUGUGGGGAUUAUUCUCACUUGUCUGGUGGCUCGAAUGUCGACUGCCUUCCUUGCCACUGCUCGGGCUAAACUGACCAGAAAGGAAAGACUUUUCGUGGCCAUUGCCUGGUUCCCUAAGGCCUCUGUGCAGGCCUCGAUUGGAGCCUUAGCUCUGGAAAUGGUGGAGGCCACUCAGCCUUCUGGGUUGGAAUAUCGACACAACUUGGAAUAUGCAACACUGGUUGAGGCUGUCCUUCAUGUUCAGAUUCUCCACGUUUCUGUGAUUUGCAUUGUUUUGACAGCCCCACUGGGGGCAGUGUUGGUACAGAAGAGUGGGGUACGUCUACUCACACGAGGUCCCUACGAAGAAGGACGUUCCCCAACUUCUAAUUUAUAA
Messenger RNA from Octopus sinensis (East Asian common octopus), 1208 nucleotides. RefSeq lists its product as uncharacterized. The transcript has 2 exons. Lineage: Eukaryota; Metazoa; Mollusca; Cephalopoda; Octopoda; Octopodidae. The record is from RefSeq and is a predicted model, not a curated record. The coding region runs from base 522 to 1208 and encodes 228 amino acids.